Culicoides brevitarsis is the source of this 4516-nucleotide messenger RNA. RefSeq names its product bumetanide-sensitive sodium-(potassium)-chloride cotransporter (gene Ncc69). Bases 639 to 4049 code for a protein of 1136 amino acids. Gene Ontology annotation, cellular component: membrane. Gene Ontology annotation, molecular function: sodium:potassium:chloride symporter activity. The record is from RefSeq and is a predicted model, not a curated record. The transcript is spliced from 16 exons. Gene Ontology annotation, biological process: cell volume homeostasis; chloride ion homeostasis; sodium ion homeostasis. NCBI's taxonomy places the organism in Eukaryota, Metazoa, Arthropoda, Insecta, Diptera, Ceratopogonidae.
UCAGUUUUAAAGUAGACGUCUUGGUGCGAAGAAGAAGUUUUAAAUUUAUAAAUAAAAUUUCUUGUUUGUCUUGAGUUCGCGAUUUUUUUUUUUUAGUUUUAUUUUUUCGUUAGUUUUAUUUUUAUGUUCAACUUUUUUUUUUGCAUUGAUAUUAAUUUAUUUUGACACGUUUAUGCGAAGAAUAUUAAAUCGCAAAAAAAAUAUAAUAAAGAAAUUCUGGAAAUUUACCAUAAAAAAAGAGAAUAAAAGAAGAAGGAGUGACAAAAAAAAAAUAAAUACUCGUGGCAACUAACAAGCAAUUCAUUGCCAUACCAAAAAUUAAUGAGUGUCAGAAAAAAAACCAAUAACCUACUUGAUUUAUGAAUAAUUAAUCAAUUUAUAAGGUUCAAUAGUUGUGUACUAAUAAACAAAAUAGAAUACCGUGCGUGGAAAAAAUAUUAAUACAAAAAAAAUUUAAAAAAAAGUUAUUUAUAAAAAAAUAUGCAAAAAUAAUUAAUUUUUUAAAUAAAAAAAAUAAAUAAACAGCGGUUAAUAAACUUACAAAAUAUUAAAAAAAAUUAAGCAACUACAGUGAAGUGAAAUAAACAAUCAAUAAAAAUAUUUAGAAAACUCCCUAUGAAUAAAAAGCAUUAGUCAAAAUGUCAAACGGAAUGGAGUUAACAAAUUCAAUGCCACGUUCGGCAUCAACAAAUCGCUUCCAAGUUAAUCCCGUCAACAAUAAAGGUGCAACCAGCAAUGGAGAUAAUAACGGUACUUAUGUACAGCAUGAUGAAACGGAUGAUUUUGACGAUAAUCAAUUAGUGAAAAAGGCGUCAAGUAUCAAAGUACAACCAGGCGGGCAAAUUAAGAGCAGCAUACGGGAUAAUAGUAAGCAAAAAAGAGACACGCGAACGAGUUUUUCUGUAGCGCCUGACGAGGAGUCUGAUGACUCGGAUAAUGAAGAGGAAAAUCUGAUAGAUAGCGAUACAAAAUACGGGCGAAGUUUCAGACAUUUUACACGUGAAGCUCUUCCACGUUUAGAUAACUAUCGGAAUAUAUUGUCGAUACAGGCAGCUUAUCGACCUACGUUAGAUGAACUUCACAAUGCAACGUUAUCGAAUAAGGGAUCAACAUUACAUCGAGAUGCCGAUGUCGAAGGUCAAGUUUCCGAAGGCAUGCUUAAAUUCGGAUGGUUUAAAGGUGUCAUGAUGCGAUGUUUGUUAAAUAUUUGGGGCGUUAUGCUUUUCCUGCGUCUCAGUUGGGUCGUUGGUCAAGCGGGAAUUCUUCAAGGGUGCUUUUUGAUUCUCACGACGAGUGUUGUGACGACAAUUACGGCACUUUCGAUGUCAGCGAUCAGUACAAAUGGGAUUAUAAAAGGCGGAGGAACGUAUUAUAUGAUUUCGAGAUCGCUUGGACCGCAAUUUGGAGCAGCAAUUGGAUUGAUUUUUUCAUUGGCAAAUGCUGUGGCAUGUGCUAUGUACGUCGUUGGAUUUUGUGAGUCGAUGAUGGAUUUGCUGAGAUCGUUUGGCGUGUCGAUUGUUGAUGGAGGAAUUCAAGAUGUGAGAAUUAUUGGAAGUAUUACGAUUGCAAUUUUGUUGCUGAUUGUCGUUGUUGGCAUGGAAUGGGAAGCUAAGGCACAACUUGGGCUUCUUGUCAUCUUAUUAGCAGCCAUUGCUGAUUUCAUGAUUGGAACAAUAAUCGGUCCAAAAUCCGAUACUGACACUGCAAAAGGCUUCCUUGGAUACAAUUGGACUCUCCUCAAAGAAAACAGUCUUCCCGAUUAUCGCACUGACAAAGAUGGAACAAUGCACGACUUUUUCUCCGUUUUUGCCAUUUUCUUCCCCGCAGCAACGGGAAUUCUCGCCGGCGCGAAUAUCUCAGGCGAUUUGAAGGAUCCAAGUCACUCCAUUCCUCGAGGAACGUUAUGGGCAAUUCUCGUUACGACUGUCACGUAUCUCAUUAUGGCAGUUCAAGCCGGUGCAACUGUCGCUCGUGAUGCAACGGGCAACGUUACUCUCAUGAUAAAUGGUUCUUGGGACUUUUUGGAUUGCAAUAACACAAAAUGCGAUUAUGGAUUGCAAAAUUCUUUCCAAGUUAUUGAACUUGUGUCUGCCUUUGGACCAAUUAUUUAUGCGGGAUGCUUCGCGGCGACACUUUCUUCGGCACUUGCGAGUUUAGUUUCCGCGCCAAAAGUCUUCCAAGCGUUGUGCAAAGACGAGUUAUAUCCGAAAAUUAAAUGGUUCGCAAAGGGAUACGGAAAAAAUAAUGAACCAGUGCGAGGUUACGUGUUAACCUUCUUCAUUGCUGUUGCAUUUAUUUUAAUUGGAGAAUUGAAUGCCAUUGCGCCGCUCAUUUCAAAUUUCUUCUUGGCAGCUUACAUGUUGAUCAAUUUUAGCACUUUCCAUGCAAGUUUAGCAAAGCCCGUUGGAUGGAGACCCCAAUUUAAAUACUACAACAUGUGGCUGAGCUUAGCUGGAAGUAUCUUGUGCGUCGCAGUCAUGUUCUUGAUUUCAUGGACAACUGCAUUGUUAACCUUUGCCUGUGUCAUGUCAUUGUACCUUAUUGUGGCGUAUCGCAAGCCAGACGUAAAUUGGGGCUCGAGCACGCAAGCACAAACGUACAAAGAUGCUCUGAUGUCGGUGCAGCAUCUCAACACGAUCGAGGAGCACGUCAAAAAUUACAGACCACAAAUUUUAGUUCUCUCCGGGCACACAAAUUCUCGCCCGAUUUUGGUGAAUUUUGCCUUUUUGUUGACAAAAAAGACGUCUUUGUUGGUUUGCGGUCACGUAAUUAAGCAAGUUGCGCCGCACAAGUACAGAAAUUUCCUCGUACGCAAAGCUAAUGAUUGGUUUAGACGACACAAAGUGAAGGGAUUUUACACGUUGGUCGAUGAUGCGGAUUUCGAGACGGGCAGCAAGGCGUUGAUGCAGGCAACGGGCGUGGGCAAGCUGAAACCGAAUAUUUUGUUGCUUGGAUACAAGAAUGAUUGGAUUAGUUGCGACUCGGGGGAACGAGAGCAGUAUUUUAAUGUUUUGCACAAGGCUCUUGACAUGCAUCUCGCUGUUGCCAUUCUUCGUGUCUCCAAAGGUCUCGAUUACUCCCAAGUUCUCGGCGAUGAAGCUCCCAAACACAUUAUGGAGGCGCCUCGUACCUUGAACGCCAACGACAGUUCAGCUGAUUUAAUGUCACACAAUAAAAACAGUUCAGCUCACGGAAGUUGCGAUUCUCUCAGUCGCAACAUUUCAGGAGAUGCCAGCCGAGAGAAUGGAACGUGCAACGGAAUGAAACAAUCCGGCAAAUCAAGCAGCACAAGCGAUUUGACAUUUUCGGGAACUCCUCAGACAGUCAAUAGUAUUCCUGAUCCAACGGAUAUCAAGCGGAAAUUACUCGAUACUUCCUUGACUUCGAAGAGUAAAAAAGUCGAAAAUGAUCCAUCUUUGCUCUAUCGAGGACCCGGAGGCUCUGAAUUGCCGAAAGAAGUAUUGAAUGAACUCACACAAUUCUCGCAAAAACGCAAAACGGGACUCGUUGAUGUUUAUUGGCUUUAUGACGAUGGCGGUUUGACGUUGUUGCUUCCAUAUAUCAUCAGUACUCGUCGAAAUUGGUCUUCGUGUAAAUUGAGAGUUUUUGCUUUGGCGAACAAAAAAGACGAUUUAGACUUUGAACAACGUUCAAUGGCGGGACUUUUAGCGAAAUUCCGUAUCGAUUACUCGCACUUGAAAUUGUUGCCUGACAUCACAAAGAAACCUGAAGACAAGACAAUUAAAUUUUUCGAAGAUAUUUUGAAGGAAUUCAAGGAUACGAAUGAUGAAACUGAUGAAAAUUCUCUCAUAACACAAGAUGAACUCCUUGCUCUCCAAGACAAAACAAACCGUCAUUUAAGAUUACGCGAAUAUCUGUUGGAAAACUCAUCAAAGUCCGAUCUUGUGGUUAUGACGUUACCAAUGCCACGGAAAAAUGUCGUCUCAGCUCCUUUGUACAUGGCAUGGUUGGAGACAUUGUCACGAGGAUUGCCUCCGUUCUUGUUUGUGCGCGGAAAUCAUCAAAGUGUUCUUACAUUCUACUCAUAAAAGUUCGUUCUUUGAGUUUUUAAUUGAAUCUACAUUUAUUUUACUUUAAUAAUUUUUUUUUUGUAAAUUUUAAUGAAACACAGAAUCUGGAGUAUUUUUAAUUAAUUAUUUUUUAACGCUGGAAAAAACAUGAAAGACUUUCUCCGUUGCGGGAAACUUUCUUGUGACAGUAUUAAAUACAGAAAAUGAUAUUUUUGGAGAUGAAAAACCAAACCAGCGUUAAUUAAUUAUUCACAUAAGAAGAUAAGAAAUUAAUGGCAAUAAGAAAAAAACAAGAAAAAGAAGACGAAAAAUUUGUUAACAACUCUCGAGUAUAAAAAAUUGUUUUUAAUAAAUAAAUUAAUAUUAACAACUCUUGAACAACGUGAUUGUACAACCGGCAAAAAAACAUAAACCGCACAUAAAUUUACAUGCAUGGAAAAUGUAAUAAUAGAAGAAACAUGCGCAUGAAGGCACACGAACCACAA